Messenger RNA from Triticum urartu, 2427 nucleotides. RefSeq lists its product as uncharacterized. The record is from RefSeq and is a predicted model, not a curated record. Gene Ontology annotation, biological process: female meiotic nuclear division; male meiotic nuclear division. NCBI's taxonomy places the organism in Eukaryota, Viridiplantae, Streptophyta, Magnoliopsida, Poales, Poaceae.
GGAGGCGCCGUCGCCCAAGUUGAAAUGGACGCGGCUUUUGGUUUGGCGCAUGCCACGAAAGCAGCGGCCCAGGGAGAAAGCCCGGCCUAUUUAAGCCCCGGCGCCGGCCGCGUGGGAGGGAGGAGUGGCGAGGGCGAGGCCACAUCACUCACUCCACUCCACGACUCCACUCCCGGCCACCUCACCCGGACGCCGCCCAUGGCGCUCCAGAGCCGCCACCACCACCACGACGGCCGCCGCGUAGUAGCCCCGCCCGCUCUCCCGGACCGGGGCUGGGAGUGGGAGUGGGACUGGGAGGAGCUGGUGCGGUGCCAGCUCGGCGACGGCAUUCAUGGCGCGCUCCCGGGCUUGCCCUCGUUAGGUGGCGGGGGGGAGGAGUCGCCGGUGUCGUCGUCGGAGGCGUCGACCGGCGGCGGCGGGGGCGGCUACCUGGAGGACGCCAUCGCGCAGUGGGGCGACCGGAGCAAGCGGCAGAGGACGGCUGCGGGGGAGGGUCCGCCGCGGUGCCCGGCCAUGGCGAGCGAGGACCUGCAGUGCCUUCUUCAGAGCUUCUGGGAUCCCAGCAGCGGCGAGGGAGCGCUCCUCCAUGACCUCAGCACCAUGGCCCCGGCCCCGGAGACCAGCGGCUUUGUCUCAGAGGAGGGCGCUGCAUCGGGCAGGGGGCAGCGGCAGGGGGAGGGGGGCCGGAGCGCGGCAGCGGCAGCGGCAGCGGGGCAGGGAGAAGCUUGUGGAGCGGCGGCAGGGCCCCCGCCACCCUCCUCCGCCACGGCUGCUGCUGCUCCCCGGCCACCGCUGCAAAAGGCUACUGCAGGGCGCGGCAGCGGCAGCGGCAAUAACUGCGGCCCGGCGUCCUCCUCGUCCUGCUCCUCGCUGGCAGGGAGGAGGAAGGAGGGGGUGCUGUACCCGUUUGCCGUGGUGAAGCCGCUGGUGCUGGACGGCGACACGCUGAACGAUGUUAACCGGAGGAUCCUCAAGCGGCCGGCGAGGCCGGUGCGGCACCCCGUCGGCCAGUUCGCGUGCGGCCCCGUCGUGUCGUCGACUAACCGGCCGGGCCUGUCCGGGAAGGCGGUCGUCAGCCUCACCAAGAUCAGGACCGGAGGGAAGGGCACCAUUACCAUCAUCAGAACAAGAGGCUAGGCUGACUGAGGAUGAAGCGGAUGGGUUAGAUGAAUCGGACAGAUAUUCUAUAUUCUUGUGACCAAGAUCGUCGUGAGAGUUAGUUCUCCUUGUAAAUACAUAGGUCUUUCCCUAACCUCUUUGAGAAUAAGAAGCAACCUAGCAUUGCAGUGUGUUUGGAUACACCAAAUCCGACUUCAACGGAGAGUAUUUAACAAAACACUACCACAUUUCAUGGAAACGUUCCUACAAACUAUCACUUUACAAAUUUGUGCCGAAAACUAUCAUUUUCUCAUUAAUCCUUGACUAAAAACUACCAUGUCUGAAAAGAACCUGAUUUGCCUCUUUUAAACGCGUUUCUGACUGGUUGGGCCCACACAUAAGCGUUGACGUGGCACAUUGCCGUCCCGGGGAGGAGCUAGUCAUGGCCGCCGCCGCGCCCGGGCUCGAGCUCAGCCAUGGUCGCGCCCGACCGCGCUUGCUGCUCCUGCUACUCCUUGCCGCCCGCGCCGGCUGCUCCCUUAUGUUCCUUGCCUUGCCGGCUGGCGCCGAGGGCCCCGAGCGGGACAUCACCAGCUGCUCCAGCUUCGUCGGGGAACAAAGCAACUCCGAUUUGAACUCCUCCAGCCUCGGGUCUUCGUGAAUCCGUGGCUUUGGCUCUUCCGAGCGAGAGCUCGAGGCCUCGCCCCCGGCAUAGCAUUGUGGUGGCUGCGGCAAAAACUGCAGCUUGUAGUGUGGCGGGUGCGGCCAGGUCUGCGCCGCGUACCUCUGCUGCGGCACAAACUACGGGUGCGGCGGCGGGAUCGGUCAUGGCUGCUCUUGUCUCGAAGACGAGGCGCUGCCGCGGGUCGUCUCGUCGUGGUGGACGCGGAGGCGCGGGAGCGUGGGGUGGGGCCAGUCAUGGUCGUACACGUCGCUCCGAUGGCGCGGAGGCUGGAGCCGCGGGACGCGUCCGCCCUCACGCGGCGCGGCGAAUCCGUCAAGUACAGCUCCCCCAUCCUUCGCUCCGGCGACUCGAGCCCGAAGGGAAACGCGUGCGCCGAGGGGUGCACCGCCGUGCUGGGCCUCGCCAACAACUACCUCGCCGGCGAGCUCCUUGCCGCGAGGCACGAAGACGAGGUGUUUGUUGAAAUGCCUAAAAGAGAUAUAGGAGGAGCAAGAAGAUAGACACUGACGUGUGGGUCCAACUAGUCAGAAACGCGUUUAAAAAAGCCGAAUCGGGCUCUUUUCAGACUUGGUAGUUUUUUGUCAAGGAUUAGUGAAAAAAUGUUAGUUUUGGGCACAAAUUUGUAAAGUGGUAGUUUCUAGACA